This is a messenger RNA of Rhincodon typus (whale shark), 2088 nucleotides long. Its product is annotated as interleukin-5 receptor subunit alpha-like. Bases 283 to 1503 code for a protein of 406 amino acids. Gene Ontology annotation, molecular function: protein binding; cytokine receptor activity. NCBI's taxonomy places the organism in Eukaryota, Metazoa, Chordata, Chondrichthyes, Orectolobiformes, Rhincodontidae. Gene Ontology annotation, biological process: cytokine-mediated signaling pathway. The transcript has 11 exons. Gene Ontology annotation, cellular component: external side of plasma membrane. The record is from RefSeq and is a predicted model, not a curated record.
AUCUGUCGCCACACGCCUCAGCAUAAGCAGCUGGCAUAAAGUGAUGGAGCUGAUAGCUGGUUACAGGGAAGGCUGUGAGUGAGUCACAAAGGAAAUGGAUUUUGAGACGGAGGGUUGGGUCAAAAUAUCCUAAAUUACCUCUUAUGUAAAAGAAGGCUUGGGGCAGCUGGAACGUUGGUUGGAAGACUUUGGGAUUACCGUUGUGACUCAGAGCCUCGAUUGGCCAUCCGUCGGGUGGUCAUAUAUGCCAAUGGUUAUUUAGGUCCCCUGUGACCCAGCAUCAUGUCUGUUGUGUCACGUUUCCUGAUAAUGACCAUUGUUUGGACAAUUACAGUCAAUGGAGAUGCUCUCACGCCGUUGGAAGAAAAGAUUAAGGUGAAUCCACCCAUGGAUAUUAAAUUCACUCCUGGACGGUUAGGAGAGUACAUCGUGUCCUGGAGCGGAAACUGCAAUUGCACGUAUGACAACGUCUAUUACAUGAUUCUCAGCAGUUAUCUGGAUAAAGAGAAUGAUAAGUCCACCGAGUCCUUCGUUCAAUCGCAUGAACAGAAUGUAAAUAUGGAAAUCCAUCGGGGAUUACUUGUUCAAGUGAAACUUUACCAAGAUGAUGAAAAGGAGAUAUCUAGCAAUUGGACUGAAAGGAUUUUUCACCCAUCACGUGAUGCAUUUACCUCAAUUGACAAUCUCACAUGCGUUUUUUAUGGAAACACCUAUAUGAACUGCACUUGGAAUAUUGCUGAAAGUGCAUCCCCGGAUGCAGAAUACUUUUUGUCCUACAGAAAUGUAAAUGCAGAUGAUGUGAAGAACUGCACACAUUAUCAGAGUGAUGGACAGAGAAAUGUUGCUUGCUAUGGACAUAAAUAUGAAGAGGACUUACUCAAUGAGGUGAACAUUUGCGUUAGCGAAUUGAGCAACAGGACAAAAUUACCAUACUGCAGAAACAUUUACCCAGCCAGCUAUCAAAAACUCUACCCUCCAAUAAACAUUGUGAUAAACAAAAGCACUGAUGAAGUAAAAUGGGAACUUCUAGAAAUGGAUGUUCCAGACUUUUGUUACACCUAUCAAAUAAAUAUCACCAACUGGAGUGACCAAGUCCACGAGGUGCUAGAAGUGAAAAGUGCAAAAUAUGUCAUCAGUCGAGAUCAUGGGAAAAGAUAUUCAGUGAAAGUCAGGGCAAUAGUGAACGAAAACUGCUACCAAAGCUCUCUCUGGAGUGAAUGGAGUAAGCCCCUCAAUAUUGAGCCAGAAAUAAAGAAUUUACCCCUUUCAACAAUUAUAGCAGUGGUCAUGGUUAAUUUUAGCCUAAUGGUAUUGGUGCCGAUAUUCAUCUGUACAAAGUUCAACUUAUGGUCAAAAGCGUGUCAACCAAUCCCCGAUCCUAAGGAGAAGUUCAAGGGCCUCUUUGAAGAAUGUGAUGGCGAUUUUCAGAAAUGGAUUAAUAAGAAUUCGUUACUUGUGACCAAACCAGAAGAGUGCAUGCCAGUGACUGUGAAAGAAGUGUAGAAGUUUACCUCUGAAAACUGGUAUCAAGUGCAGCUUUAUUGCAGACUACCCUUCGUGAUUAUAACAUUAAAUGGACAUUUGUCUCACCUUGGGUCGAGAUGAACAUUUGUACAGGAAAGUGUAAUGUCUACUGUUAUUGAUGACAUUUUUUACACACUAUUUUAUCAGCUCACUGUAGUGUUUGCUUUAUCAUUUGCUGUGCAAAUUUUUUUGACACUCACCAGAUGUUACAGGAGACAGUCUAGGGUUGAGUAAAUCCUAAAGAAGCUGAGGAGAGGGAAGGAGAGAAAUAAUGCGCAAUGAAGAAAAUUGGAGGCACUUUAGAAGAGGAAGAGGAAGGAUGGACAGAGGUGUGAGGGGCAGGAGGAUGUGGGGGCUGGAAUGGCAAGGAGACAGAAGAACAUGGAAGCAGCAAAGGAAAAAAGGAGGGACAGGCAUGAUGGAGAUAACGUACACUGGAGAAUGGUCUACAUACAGGCUACAGGAAAUGCAUUGUCAAAUAUACUAAACAUAAGCAAAAGCAAUUAAAUGUGAAUUAAAUUUUUGUCCAUUGUUCCAAUAUUUGAAUAAAAAGUAAAUAUUCUA